AUGACCUUCCAAGAACUUCCUGCAGUAAAGGUAGUGACAUACAAUGCCGCUCUCAGCGCCUGCAGCCAGUGUGGCCAAUCUGAGGCAGCUCUACGGCUCUUUGAGCAAAUGUUCGAGGAUACGAGCCUGCCCGUUCCGAACGAGGUCUCCUUCAAUGCGGUCAUCACAGCUUGCGCUGUAGGCCUGCGAUGGAGUGAAGGCCUUGCGCUGCUCCGCCGCGGACGCUUCAAUGGAGCACUUUCGCCGUACAACGCAUUGGCUUCAUCCUGCUGCAGGUCUCAUGCGUUGACUUCUGCCUUGGAGCUCUUGGAAGAAGUGGGCAGGCUCCAGUUGCAGCGGGACACCCUGAGCUACCUCGCCUUGACACCGGCCUUGGGAGUGCCCAGUGGGCCGCGAGCAAGAGAACUGCUUUGCACCCAAGCACAUGACGCGGAGGCCGUAAUGCAGUCAGCUUCACGUUCCAGCUUGACGAACGAGCUGGGGCCGUCACUGGCGCUUGCU
Messenger RNA from Symbiodinium pilosum, 501 nucleotides. Lineage: Eukaryota; Dinophyceae; Suessiales; Symbiodiniaceae. The record is from the annotation of a GenBank genome assembly.